AUGGCCACGCAGACCGAGGGCACCUUUGAGGUGGACGGCCAUAAACUUCACAGCACAACAUGGACGCUGACGCUGCACCAUCAGCCCGAGGGCCCUAUCAAGGCCAAGCUCGUCUUCGUACACGGCUUCAGCGACCACGUGGGGCGGUACGACGAGCUCUUCCCCAACCUCGCCGGCCGCGGCAUACAGGUCUUCAGCUGGGAUCAGCGCGGAUGGGGCCGCAGCGCCGCGACCAAGUCCGAUCGGGGCCUCACGGGCCCGACGUCGCGCGUCCUUGCCGACGUGGCCGCCUUUAUCAAAUCCAAGCUCCCGUCGCCUCCUCCGGACGCGCCGCUCUUCGUCAUGGGCCACUCCAUGGGCGGCGGCCAGGUCCUCGCCCUGGCCAGCGACCCACAGUACCACGACCUCGUCGGUCAGGUGCGCGGCUGGCUUCUCGAGAGCCCCUUUAUUGCCUUCACGCCCGGCGAGGAGCCGAGUUUCCUAAAGGUCUUCUUCGGCAAGCUCGCGAGUAAGGUCCUGCCCAAGCAGCAGCUCGUCAACGAGAUCCCCGCCGAGCACCUCACGCGCGACAAGGCGGCGCAGCAAAGCAUCCGCGACGACGACCUCAUGCACAACACGGGCACGCUCGAGGGGUUGGCGGGCAUGCUGGAGCGGACGGACCAGCUGGCGCAGAACAAGCUGACGCUGAGCGGCAAUGUCAAGAGUCUCUGGCUUGGUCACGGCACCGAGGACAAGACGACGUGCUUCAACGCCAGCAAGAAGUGGUUCGGCGCGCAGACGACGAUCGAGGACGGGCAUCAUAAGCCGUACGAGGGGGCGUAUCAUCAGCUGCACGCGGACCUGUGCAAGGACGAGUUCUUCAAGGACGUUGGGGAUUGGAUCCUCGAGAGGGCUGGAGAACCUGCGGCGGCGAAGCCUGAGUCCAAGUUGUAG
Messenger RNA from Colletotrichum fioriniae, 933 nucleotides. NCBI's taxonomy places the organism in Eukaryota, Fungi, Ascomycota, Sordariomycetes, Glomerellales, Glomerellaceae. The record is from RefSeq and is a predicted model, not a curated record.